AUGACAUUAUCACAAGAUGAAAUCAUUGACAGGUGUGGUAAAGCUAAACCUCAAGACCUUGUCGCACACAUACCAUAUGGAAAAAGCAUUCUCAAACUCUCCGACGGCAUCGCAGUAGAAUUUGGAUAUGGGGUGACCGAAUACGAGGCACACGGUCAAGACAAGGCUUAUCAGAUCUUGGAUCAUGAUAUCGUCCGAGUGCCCAAGGUCUACGAUUUCUUCCAAGACGGGCAGGGUCGUGGCUACCUCGCCAUGGACUUCAUGGAGGGCCAGACACAAGAUUCGUACAAAGACCACUCGCAGCUCAAAGCUCUCUUCCGGAUCCUUGAUCAUUUUGCCAUCCAAACAUCUGAAAAGCCAGGAUCGUUCGGAGGCGGACCAUCUCGUGCCCUUCUCUUUGGUGAAUCAGACCCUCCGACAUUUGACACCAUUGACAAGAUUGAGCGGUGGUACAACAUGCGGCAUCUUGUUCCAGGGGCGACCCUUUCGUUUCAAAAAUCCGAACUGGUGCUAUGUCACCUCGACUUAUUUCCGCGAAAUAUCUUAUGGCAUCCAGAUCAGCCGCCUUGUGUACUAGACUGGUCCUCUGCAGGCUAUUACCCGAGGAUAUUUGAAGCUUGUUCUCAACUUAUUCGCGAGAGGUUGGAACAAAGCGGUGGCGUUCUCCAGAUUCCAAUACCAGAAUGUGAGUCUUAA
Messenger RNA from Fonsecaea monophora, 696 nucleotides. RefSeq lists its product as hypothetical. Lineage: Eukaryota; Fungi; Ascomycota; Eurotiomycetes; Chaetothyriales; Herpotrichiellaceae. The coding region runs from base 1 to 696 and encodes 231 amino acids. The transcript has a single exon. The record is from RefSeq and is a predicted model, not a curated record.